Messenger RNA from Adineta steineri, 3441 nucleotides. The record is from the annotation of a GenBank genome assembly. Lineage: Eukaryota; Metazoa; Rotifera; Eurotatoria; Adinetida; Adinetidae.
AUGCAACAACAACGUCGACGACCACCUGUUUCAGGUUCACCAGUAGCUACAAAUAAUAAUAAUUCUAAUCGACCUAUACGUCAAAUAAAUCGAGGUAUGGCAAUGUCAGUGAGUCAAUGUUCUGGUUGUUCUCAACCAAUGUAUAAUCCAAUGUUAUCAAAUGUCCUUGAUCGUCUAUGGCAUCCUGAUUGUGUACGAUGUUUUACAUGUCGAUGUAUACUUAAUGAACAAUGUUAUUCACGUGAAGGAAAACUUUAUUGUAAAGAUGAUUUUAUUAAAAAAUAUAUUCAUCGUUGUUUUUCUUGUCAAAAUUUAAUUCAAUCACAUGAAUUAAUACGACGUGUUCGAGCAGGUCGAAUUUAUCAUGCGGAUUGUUUUAAUUGUAUAAAAUGUAAACGAAUAUUACAAGAUGAUGAUAUAGCAUCAUUAAUGCCAUCCGAUGGCUCAACUUUGAAUGAUAUGGAUUAUAUAUGUCAAGGAUGUAUAAAUCCAACAAAUAAAUUAGUGAAAUCUUCUGUUGGAAUAAUUUCAUCAUCGAAUGUAGACGAAGAUGAAACAACGGAUAGUGAAAUUUCUAAUACAACCCAUAGAAGAAUACCAACAAUCGAUAGAACAGUAUCAGGAACAGUAAAUACCGAUGAAUUACCGAAUACUUCUUUACAAUCACCAUCAUCAAAUACAUCUGUUCUUCCAUCUAUUGAACAGCAAUUAUCUUUUCAAUCGACUACAUCAGCUGUGGAUAGUCAAGUCAAUGUACCACAACCAAUGCAAGUUGAUAAACUUUCGACAGCUGCACGAGAAACUGUUGAAGAAACAAAAACACCAACGGCAAAACCACUUGGUCGACCACCGAAAACUCGUCAAAAUAGUAGUACUAAUAGUAAUAAACGAACGACAGCUAAAUCAAAACCAGCAGCAUCUCGUCAGAAACAAACAACUACGAAUGAAAAAAAACGUCGUUCACCAACAACAAGAUCGAAAGCAUCAUCAGCUGCUUCAACAACUGUACAAACACGAUCAAGUAAUCGUCGUAAUACAAAAACAUCACGUUAUCGUAAACGAAAUUUUUCAAGUGGUACUGAUGAAGAUGAAUCAGAAGAUGAAGACGAUGAUGAUGAUGAAGAAGAAGAUACAAAUUUCACUGAAGAGGAUGAUGUACAAGAUGAUGAAAGAGAAAGUAAUCGUUCACCUGCAACUAAAACGAAAUCAUCUAAAAAUGCUAACGAAAAGAAAAAUGAAGUUGAUUCUGCAUCAAAGAUAGUUCCACCACCACUACCAUCAACAACAACAUUAGCUCCAACACAACCCAUACUAUCGGAGCCAUUAUCAUUAUUGAGUGGAUUAGCAUCUAAUCCUACAUCUGUUUCAUCUAUUAUAAAAUCUGAUAUUCCUGCAAGUUUUAUGCCUCCAAAUUUUAAUCCCGCUUUUCCUACACCACAACAAUUUCUACCACCAAAUCAUCCAUUUCCGCCUGGUUUUUCUUUGCAACCGAGAUUUCCACCACCGCCACCGCCAUCAUCACAAUUGGGUGUAACUCAACCACAACCUGCACCUAUAUCUGAUACACAUCGUUCAUCUUAUUCGACUAGUGUAUCAGAAACAGACUCACUUGAUCGUCCAUCAAGUCCUUCACAAACAGAUUCAUCGACAAAUGCUGAAUCAGGAAUAGGAGCACGUCAAACUACAGCACCUCAGAAAGUAUCUGCUCUUUCUUCACUACUCGAAUUUGGUACAUUACCACCAUCAAAUGUUGGUGAUAUAGGUCCAUCUGGCAAAUCUACAAAUCCUUUUCCAUUUCCAUUCGUUACACCUGGCCCAGGUGUUCCAUUUUCACCUCAAGCAGCAGCUGGUAUGACUUCUUAUUUUCGACCACCAAUGUUUGGUAUUCCACCAUCAACAACAUCGCUUGAUGUAACUCCGCAAACAUCUACAACAACAACAGCACCAUCUCAAUCAGUAUCAGAAUCACUGUCAACUCAACCUAAGAAGAAAGCAACUAAGAAAAGAAAAGCAAGUGAAGUUAUGCCAGAAAAUAUACUUGAUGAAUCAUCAUCUCCUAAAAAGAAAGCGCGUAAAACUAAUCCACGUGGUAAAGGAAAAGUAAAAAAGAAUGAAACGGAUGGUGAAAAUGAUAUUGCGGAUGAUAAUGUUUCGCCAUUACCAUCACAAGCAAAGAAAAAGAAAAAGAAAGCUAAAAAAGAUGAUGACAAAGAUGACAUAGCUGCAAAUGACAGUGAAGACUUAAAAGUUACGAAUGGAAUGGCAAGUAACGCUUCACACAAUCUUCUUACUCAAAUGGGUUUAAUAAAUCCUCCGUUCAUACCACCAACUCCAUCGCAAUCGUCUUCCUCAGCCAAUGGUACACCUUCUACACCUAUUGCUCAACAACAACAACAACAACAAGCUCAAAUAGCAGCUAUGUAUAAUAUGACACCACAUUUUGGUGCUUAUAAUACAUUUCCAGGUGCAUUUAAUCCAGCAUUUCCUGGUGCUGCUGCGUAUCCUGGUGGUUAUCCACCUCCAUAUGGGUUCCAUCCAGCAUUUACUACUCCACCUACUGGACAACCAUUUCCAUUUAUACCACCAACAUCUACUGCAUCAUCAAUUAAUAAUACAUCAUUACCAAUUUCGACAACAGUAUCACCAUCGACAGGUGAUAAACCAACACCUAUUGUUGUACCUGAAACAAGACCAUCGAAAUCAAAAUCGAAAAGUAAAAACAAUACGGAUGGAGAAAAGAAAAAACCUGCUGCUCCUCGAUCAAAUAAGAAAAAAUCAGCAUCUGUUACUGCUCCAGUAACAACUAGUGACAGUGAUGAUGUUGCAGCUGCUGCAACAACAGUACCAUCGACUGAAAUAACAGAAACAGCUACUACAAUAUCGGAAUCAACACCUACAAUUCCUCCGCCGGCUUCUAAACGACGAGUUAGUGGUACAGAAAGUGAAGAUUUUGAUGAACAAAAUGAUGAACAACAACAACAAUCAUCACAAACAACAAAUGGUAAAUCUGGUAAUGAAUCAGAUGGUUCAGGAGGAGCUGCUGAUCGUAGUUCGAGUAACACUCAGUCAUCAUCCACAAUACCAGAGAAAAAAGGUGGACGUACAACAAUCAAACCACAACAAUUAGACAUUUUAAAUAAAUCAUUUGAUUCAUGUCCUAAACCAAAUAAAACUCAACGCGAACAAUUAGCUGCUGAUACUGGUCUUAAUAUACGUGUUAUUCAAGUUUGGUUUCAAAAUAAACGAUCGAAAGAACGAAAAGGAAAAGCAUCAAAAGAAAAAGAUGCACCUUUAGAUGAUGAUGACGCAGGGGAAGAUUCUCCACCAUCAUCACCACAACCACCAGUCUCAGUACCUACAUCUGCACCAGAAUCUACUGUUGAAUCAACACCGAUCAUUACUACUACUACAACUACUACUAGUGAAACGGAAAGUCAAUAA